CGGCAUUCAGCCAUCGGACUCUACAACAUUCCACCGCAAUCGCAAAAAUGGUGUCUUCUACGGCGCUGACGACCAAGGUGACCUCGGGUUCUCCCUACCAGCUCGAUAAGAGCCAGGUCUCGCGUGCAUCCUCCGCCUUGUUGCGCCACAUCAAAUCUAAGCAAGACGAGAAAGAGAAGACCGCCACCAAGAAGACGCUUAUCGGCGACAACGACUCUGAUGAUGAGGACACUCCGAUGCACAACGAGGCCGUGUGGCUCGUCCUGACGACCAAGAAGCACGUCGUCGACAAGAACCGUCUUAAGCCCGGCAAAAUCACCAUCCCCCACUCCCUCAACUCCUCUCCCUCCCUCAGCAUCUGUCUUAUCACUGCGGACCCCCAGCGCUCCGUCAAGAACAUUGUCGCCGACCCCUCAUUCCCUCAACAUCUUACCUCCCGCAUCGACAAGGUCAUCGGGUUCUCGAAACUCAAGGAUCGCUACAAGAGCUUCGAGAGCCGCCGACAAUUGCUCUCCGAACACGAUGUUUUCCUGGCUGAUGACCGCAUCAUCAUGCGCUUGGUCAACACCCUCGGCAAGAUCUUCUACAAGUCCAGCAAGCGCCCGAUUCCCGUCCGCAUUGCCGAGAUCGAAAAGGUCGAUGGAAAGAAGGUCAAGAAGGACCCCAAGUCGAAGAACAAGGAUGACGACAGCGCCUUCGCUACCCCCGCUAUUGUGGCCAAGGAAAUCGAGAAGGCCCUGAACUGUGCCCCGGUGCAUCUGGCUCCUGCUACCACCGCUGCCAUCCGCGUCGGAUCGUCCAAGUUCACCGCCGAGCAGCUGGCUGAGAACGUCGAUGCCGUGGUCAAGGGCCUGACCGACAAGUUCAUCACCAAGGGAUGGCGGAAUAUUAAGGCAGUUCACAUCAAGGGCGCCAACACGAUGGCUAUGCCGAUCUGGUUGGCCAGUGAGCUGUGGGUUGAGGAUGCAGAUGUGGUGGAGGAGACCGAGGACGCCAAGGCCAUCGAGGGCAGCAAGAAGCGCAAGCAGAGCGAUGGCGAGGAGGAGAAGCUGAUCGAGGAGGCGCCCAAGAAGACCAAGAAGGCCAAGCCGGCCGCGGAUGACGAGGAGGCCUUGUCGCUGGCCGCAAGGAAAGAGAAGCUGCAGAAGCAAAAGGCCAAGGCGCUGGAAGAUGGCGCGGCCCCGGGAACACGAUUCUCCGCUCUACGCGCCCUGCGCGCCGCCCGCACCACCCCUGCCAUCCCCGCCUCCACCUCCGCGCUCGCCCGCCUCCUCUCCACCCUCGCCGUCCUCGAACAACGCGACGGAAAGCUCCAGUCCUCCUCGCUGUCCGCUAUCGCCGCGGCCCAGAAACUCGGCGGCCCAGUGACGGCUUUUGUGGCGGGUGCUGGUGUCAAGGGGACUUCUGCGGCCGAGGCCGCGCAGAUUAAGGGUUUGGAGAAGGUUAUUGCGGUGGAGAAUGAGGCUUAUGAGAAGGGCCUCCCCGAGAAUUACGCCCCUCUGCUCGUCGAAAACAUCAAGAAAGGCGAAUACACCCACAUUGUAGCCGGGCACUCGGCAUUCGGAAAGAGUCUUUUACCUCGUGUUGCUGCGUUGUUGGAUGUUCAGCAGGUGUCGGAUAUUACGGGCAUUGAGAGCGAGGAUACAUUCGUCCGCCCCAUCUACGCCGGCAACGCCAUCCUAACUGUCCAAUCCACCGACGCCAUCAAAGUCCUCACCGUCCGCGGCACCUCCUUCCAAGACGUCACCACCACCGGCGGCAGCGCCUCCAUCGAGGAAGGCUCCGACCCCAACACCCCUCUCCAAACCACAUGGGUCUCCGAGGAGCUCGCUAAAUCCGAGCGUCCGGACCUCGGCACCGCCUCCCGGGUAGUUUCCGGCGGCCGCGGUCUCAAGAACAAGGAGGAGUUCGAGCGUCUGAUUGUUCCGUUGGCGGAUACGUUGGGUGCGGCGGUGGGAGCGUCCCGCGCGGCAGUGGACUCCGGAUUCGUGGAUAAUAGUCUGCAGGUUGGACAGACGGGCAAGAACGUCGCGCCGCAGUUGUACCUCUGUGCAGGUAUUUCGGGCGCUAUCCAGCAUUUGGCCGGUAUGAAGGAUAGUAAGGUGAUUGCGGCCAUUAACAAGGAUCCCGAUGCGCCGAUCUUCCAGGUUGCGGAUGUGGGACUCGUGGGGGAUUUGUUUGAGGCUGUGCCGGAAUUGACGGAGAAGUUGAAGCAGUAGAUACGAUGGAUUUCUUGGUGGUUGGUAGACCGUGAGGGGGGUGUAUUAUGUAUGAUGUGAUUUAUUUUGGCUGAUGGAUUAGAUAUACCAAUGCCAAUGCCAAUGCCAUGUUUUGUCCAG
This is a messenger RNA of Aspergillus sclerotioniger CBS 115572, 2339 nucleotides long. RefSeq lists its product as uncharacterized. NCBI's taxonomy places the organism in Eukaryota, Fungi, Ascomycota, Eurotiomycetes, Eurotiales, Aspergillaceae. Gene Ontology annotation, cellular component: mitochondrion. The record is from RefSeq and is a predicted model, not a curated record. The coding region runs from base 48 to 2219 and encodes 723 amino acids. Gene Ontology annotation, molecular function: electron transfer activity; flavin adenine dinucleotide binding. The transcript is spliced from 6 exons.